Molecule: messenger RNA, 1464 nt
Organism: Protomyces lactucae-debilis
Lineage: Eukaryota; Fungi; Ascomycota; Taphrinomycetes; Taphrinales; Protomycetaceae
Exons: 1
Coding region: 1-1464 (487 amino acids)
Source: RefSeq, a predicted model, not a curated record
AUGACCAGCGGCUUCAUCAUAAACAUCAAUUUGAAUCUGUUGUUCCUAUGCUCUAUGGCUACAGCUGGCCGCGCCAAGGGACAAAGAGGCAGCACUUCCGGGUCGAAGCGAUCUGCGACUGCAGCUGCAAUCACUGCGGCAGAUGGACUUGGAACUCACGACUCCAACGUUCCAGAGACUUUCAAACGUUCGUAUAAGCAUCAGCAAACCUUUUUCCCCGAGUGCAGGACGGUAUCAAUUGGCUAUCAGCAUCUAGUUCAAGAGCUGCUCAAUGAUCGCUUUACACCUCAGCAGACGUCUUCACUUGCUUUCGCUGCAGCUUCAACGACGAGCAGCUCAACACCGCAAUCAAUGCCUGGACCCAAACUAAUGAGCGAAGAGGCCUGCUACACAACUUGUAAAACCGGAAUCGAAGCCUUUCGAGAUCAACUUUCGCAAGGUAUGAGAUCGUACAAGCAACCUGCUCCAUGUUGGGCCACUGCAGAUUUCACCAUCGUUGACCGAAACGGAACAGCAAUUAAGCAGUAUUGUCCUGGGGUCUGCCCUUUGCUAGUCGUCUGUAUGUGUCAACUCAGUCUGAUCAUCCACUAUCACUACAAUGCAACACCAGGGGAAAUGCAAAGAAACAAGGAGGUGUUCCUCUAUAGCUAUAAGCCUACGAACUUCCGGUCUGUUUGCGACAUGAGGACAUUUCCGAAUGAUUUGGGUGGAGUAAUGUUUGAAGGACCAAGGACGCUAAAGGUUAAGCGUUCACUGUUCAACCUAUGGAAAUUGAUACCUGGAUCGGCGAAAGUAUUGAAGACUAUUGAAUGUCCAAUCCUCAAUGAUAGACAAGCAAAUGAUCCGAGCAAUGCAGGACAAGGUACAGUAACUGCGGAGAAUCCAGCAGCAAAGAACCCAAAGAGAGCGAUUCGAGAAGUGUGCUAUUGCAACGGCGUCGAUGGCAAGAGGAGCAUUGUCACUGCUCAAUGUAGUCAUGCUCAGGUUUCUUGCGUGACAACAAGCUAUGAAGACGUCCUGAGUGCUCUUCAGCAAGGUAACUAUGAUCAAGCCAUGCUGGGGAUAUGCGUGGAAGUGUUUCCUGAGCUUGUUGCGUUGUUCAAGCCAAUUCCCAGGAUGGCGAUUGCAAACGAGCAGAUCGGUAGUGGAACUUUGGACCUGUUCAUUCCCAAUCUGCAGAAUCUUCCUGACCUCAACGAACUACCUCCAGCUGAAGGUAGGGUGUCGCACGGGCAGCUGGGCACGGGUGAAGGGCUCUUGCCCAGCCCGCCUGCCCUUGAAAAUGCGUUUGUCCGUGUUCGCCCGCAGCACGGGCACGGGCUAACGGGCAGAAUAAAGGCGAGGACAUGCGAACUUUCGCGGCACCCUGGAGAAAAAGUGGGUUUACCCGGAUCAUCCGGGCAUAUUUCACCACUUGUCCGUGUUCGCCCGCGGCGCGGGCACGGGCAAACGAGCAGAAUGUAG